UUGGUUAAAGGAGACAGAGAAAAGGAGUGAGGGAGUUCCUGCUGUCAGAGGAGGAGAAGGAGGAAGCGGUGAGCAUGGCCAGCAACUCCAGCGCACUGCCCCGGGUGACUUUCCAGACGCCAGAGAAAACUGGGGAGGAAUCAUCACACAGGAAACUGGGCAAGUUAACUAUAAAGUACAACCGCAAAGACCUACAGCGCUGGCUAGACCUGGAGGAAUGGAUCAACGCCCAGCUGCAGGAGCUGUACCAAUGCCGGCUAAGAGAGGAAACAGAGGCAGCAACUCCUGAACCACAAAUUGAUCUUGAAGAUCUCCUGGAGGUCCCUAAUGAAGAACAGAAAUUAAAACUACAGGAAAUCCUCCAUGAGUGCUCCAGCCCGACAGAGGUGAGUGAAGCACCAUCAAUAUAUAUAUAUAUGUUAUACUGUUCUGUAAGAGUGUGUCUUUGUUGCUGCUUGGCUGAAGCGCCAAGAUGUUACUGUACCUAACAUGACGCUGCAGAUUUGUUUAAUUCCCAAUGGGAGGUGUUUGCCACUUUAUCCUGCUGUGAUAGAAAAAUACAUGUAAAUCUACAUGGAUGAGCUGAAGGCAGACCAGUGGAGCAAAUAAGGAAUUACACUUUACAACCAAAGAAAGUUCAUUCCAUGUUUUGGACAUCCUAAGCUGACCAGGCUGAGUUGCUAUUUGCUCCUCAGCGUAGAAAAGCCAUAGACAGUGAUACAGCUCACAUAACCGUCUUGCACACUGUUAACUAAAGCAUUCUUAGCUUAAACCACUCUAGUGUUACGAGCGACAAGAAUGUAGAAUGGCCCUCAGAUUGGAUUGGGCAGAUAAUUGUUGAGCAGUGGCCACGUAAGUUAAGUUUUACACGUGUUUUUUCUUUUCCCCAUGUGAACUUUACAAGUACUGGUUUUGAGUUAGAGAGUUAAAGAAAUCCCACAAGCUGUCACAAUGUCCAAAGGAGUGGAGCCCAAUGCUUUGCUGUGUAGUGCAUGUACCACACAGCAAUUGCCUUCACUGCACUGCAUACCUGUGCAAAAUGAGGUCUUCCAUCACUGCUUCAGUCACAUGCAUUGCAUGUGAACGUUGUGCUUGGACAUCAUUCAUCAGUCUCCACAUCUUGUCAAGCCUAUAUAGCUGUACAGUGAUGAACAUACAGAAAAUGAGGUGGAUGCACGACUAUCAUUGAAAUUAAACUUGGCUGUAGCAACCAUUACAGAUAGUCUCCUAGCAGGGGUUCAGCAGACAAGGCUGGCAAUAGGGAAAUAGUUUUCCGAGUGUCUGAAUUUCAGAUCUUAGGCAAGAACCCCACAUUCCCAGAGAGAUAACUGAAAAGAGUUUGCUCUUCUUUUUCAUGAGCCGUGAAAGUGUCUUGCAGACAGCAUGGUACUUGCUAACUGCUGCCCCUUUAGCAAAAAUACGUACUUUCACCCUGGUGAUCUUGAAUCCAGUCCCCUUGAAAGAUCACAGCAGCCUAUUUGCAGAAAGCAGAGAGAGGAAACAAACUGGUUUCCUCUGAAGGGACUGACGGAAAAGGUAUGUAUGAUCCUAGGCAUUGACUUCCAGAGCAUGCUGUGGCAGGCAACCUCUGAUCACCCAAGUGAGGAAGCUGGGCUUCCACACAGCACAGAUGGUAACAAGCUGCAAUACUUCCAGUGACCUUGCCUAAUUACAAGGACAUGUAGCUAUCUGUUUGGGUGAAGAAAGGCUGCGCACUCCUUUAUGGUGAUGUUACUUGUCAUGCAGGGGGUAAAGUCUGCACUAGUCACAUUGACUUCUGCUUGGAAUAACCAGAUGGUCCAGUUUAGUUCAUAGUACUUGGCUGUGUCAGCAAAGUAGUCGAGGUUUAUCUCCUGCCUGCUCUGCCUGUCCUCAACCCCUGCUCCAGGUUAUCAUUAGUCCUACGGGUGUUUUGCUCCACCUCUUCUCUGCCGGCCACUUCCUUGUAGAAUUGGCACAGCUCUAAGAUGGUUUGCAAUCCACAACAUGGAGCUUUACAGGUUCAACAAGAGGGACAGCUUGCUUUGCCCUAGAUUGGGAGGGCAGCAGAAGUGGGCAGGAGGUUAUGGUGGCAACAGGAAGCAGUGGAACCUAACAGAGGACAACAGCAUCCUGAGGUCAUCUCAAGGUGGAAAAAGUAGGUAGCUGGGAUGAAGGGGGCAGGCUGGCUCCUGGGGAGAAAGUAAACAAGGCUGCUCCAGAGGGAGACAGGGGAAGGGAAGUAGAGGGGCUUUUAGACCCUUCUCAUCCAUCAAAAGGUCUCCUUCCCUAAGCUAAGAGAUAGGUUUGCUCGAUACAUGUCAAAAUUCUGGUUUCUGCUCAACAUGAAGGCGAAUGUGGGAAUAACGCAAGUGCCAUAGUACUCUUUGGGCUGGUGAGCACUGGAAUUAACGUGACAACCUUCUUCAACCAAUUCUCAUUGUAGGACUUCAUUACGGAAUUGCUUAGUCGAUUGAAAGGUCUCCGGAGAGUCACCAAUCCUCAGAAGAAAUGACC
Molecule: messenger RNA, 2496 nt
Organism: Aptenodytes forsteri (emperor penguin)
Lineage: Eukaryota; Metazoa; Chordata; Aves; Sphenisciformes; Spheniscidae
Gene: PPP1R14D
Product: protein phosphatase 1 regulatory inhibitor subunit 14D
Exons: 3
Coding region: 75-488 (137 amino acids)
Biological process (GO): regulation of phosphorylation
Cellular component (GO): cytoplasm
Molecular function (GO): protein serine/threonine phosphatase inhibitor activity
Source: RefSeq, a predicted model, not a curated record